Messenger RNA from Ylistrum balloti, 1707 nucleotides. RefSeq names its product organic cation transporter protein-like. Gene Ontology annotation, biological process: transmembrane transport. Gene Ontology annotation, cellular component: membrane. The record is from RefSeq and is a predicted model, not a curated record. Bases 1 to 1707 code for a protein of 568 amino acids. The transcript has 10 exons. Gene Ontology annotation, molecular function: transmembrane transporter activity. Lineage: Eukaryota; Metazoa; Mollusca; Bivalvia; Pectinida; Pectinidae.
AUGGACUUUGAUGAAAUCACCAAGAAACUUGGAGAGUUUGGCCGCUACCAGAAAUUUUUGUACCUGCUGGUAUGCCUGACGGCAGCCAUAGUUGGAUUAUUUGCAGUAAUGGGAGGCAUUAUCCUCGCAAGUCCGGAACACAGAUGUAAGAUACCUGGCUUAGAGAACGACACCUUUGAAAUCCAGAAUGACGCCCACCAGGAAUUAAUAAGUAACUACAUUCCACCAUCCACAGACAAGUUGCUAACGUACGACAAGUGUCAUCUUUAUUCCUUCAAUUCAAGCUCCGUAACGUUUGAUAACUCUAGCCAACCAAUCAACGCCACGCUUAUCAAGUGUACAUCUUGGGUAUACAGCUAUGAUGUGUUCGACGAGACAGUUACAUCAAAGUUUGAUGUUAUGUGUGACAAUGCCUAUCAGGCCUCUAUCACAAAGUCGCUCUUCUACGCUGGAGUAUUUGUGGGAGCCUUCGUUUUCGGACAAAUGUCUGACUUUUUUGGCCGUAAGAAGACCUUCUAUCUCUCAGUUGUCUUGAUGUUGGCAUCGUCUCUUGGUCUGGCAUUCGCACCAAAUUAUAUCGGAUUUUCGAUCAUCAAUUUGAUAGUUGGAGCGGCGUCACAAGGGCUAUUUCUCACAGGGUUUGUGAUAGGUGUGGAGUUAGUUGGUCCAUCGAAACGGAUAUGGGCUGGAAUUGUCAUUGAAUAUGCCUUCGCUAUUGGUCUGGUGAGCCUCUCAUUUGUCGGAUACUUCGUUCGGUACUGGCAAUACCUUGUCAUCAUUUGUGCUCUCCCAUUCGCCUUAAAUUUGUCUUACUGGUGGUUACUACCGGAGUCGCCCCGAUGGUUGAUAUCCAAGAAGCGGUUUGAGGAGGCAGAGGCAGUGCUUCGUAAAGCUGAGCGGAUCAACAAGGUCAAACUGCCUGACAAUCUGUUUGAUAAAGACAUUGACGAGGUUCCAAAGCCCACUGGAAACUUCCUCCAACUCUUCACCAACCGAAUACUUCUCAUCAGGACCCUUAUAAUCUUCUUCAACUGGACUGUAGUGACUAUGAUAUACUACGGACUGUCUUUAAAUUCUGGAAACCUUGGAGGAAACUUUUACUUGAACUUCUUCCUUUCGGGAUUGGUUGAGUUCCCAGGGUACACGGUGGUCUUACUGUUCCUCGACCGGAUUGGUAGGAAACGUCUUCACUGCAUUUGCAUGAUAGUAGGCGGCACCACUUGUCUCAGCACGAUUUUCACAAUAUUAUUCGGUGGCAAAGAGUUGCAAGCGCUCACUACAACGCUAGCUAUGAUUGGUAAACUAGGAGCUGCUGCAGCCUUUGCGAUCAUCUAUAUAUAUUCUGCGGAACUGUUUCCUACGGUUGUCCGAAACUCCGCCCUUGGAGCAAGUUCAUGUGUAGGGCGCAUUGGAAAUAUAGCGGCGCCAUAUAUUGCUGAUGCAGGGAACAUGAUUGGCGGAAGAUUCGGAAAAGCGUUCCCUCUCAUAUUUUUUGGAGCGACUGCAAUCAUUGCCGGUUGUCUUUCUCUGUUCUUGCCGGAGACACUAAACGAAGAUCUGCCAGAGACCAUUGAGGAUGGUAUACUGUUUGGCACCGAUGCAUAUAAAAACAGAAAAAGGGAUAUUAGCAUGGAUGAAAAAGUGAUGCGACCAGAACAGAUGACAAAGCUUCUUCCACACGACCGAGAAACGAAAUGGACAAAUUAG